CCUUCACACGCGUCAAACACAAUAGCACUUGACGUACUGGUCCAAGGAUACACACGGUAAAAGUCUCGGCCUCGCUAGUCCUUGCGAUUUGGUCGCGUCGCUUUAGCAGCCACAUCCUCUGUCUUUUAUCUUUCGAGUAGAAAGGAAACAGGAGGGAAGGUAUGACACCUACUUUGCUGCGAGGGCUGUGUGCGCAGGCCACCAAGACAUCCGUCGAGGCAGUCAGCGCAUGGCGACGUGAGGCCAGGGUGUUAGCUUCAGCCACGACGAAGAGGAGGUCUGUCGCCGCGUUGCCGGCGGCGAGGGCACUGUGCUCCGCAGCACCGGUAGCAGUGGGCGACGAAGACCCCAAGGUGACCUUCGUGAACUUGGAAUUACCGCCUCAGGACAUCGGCACGGCGAUGAAGCCGCAGCAGAUGGUGGACCAGCUGGAGGAGCACAUCGUCGGACAGUCGGACGCUAAGCGGGCGGUGGCGAUCGCUCUGCGCAAUCGCUGGCGCCGUGCGAAGCUUGAUGAAGAUUUGAGGGGGGACGUGAUUCCGAAGAACAUUCUGAUGAUCGGUCCCACGGGCUGCGGGAAGACGGAGAUCGCUCGACGCGUCGCCAAGAUGUCUCAGGCGCCCUUCAUCAAGGUGGAGGCAACCAAGUUCACUGAGGUCGGGUUCCACGGUCAAGACGUUGACCGGAUCAUCAAGGACCUCGUGGAGGUGGGGAUCACCAUGACCAAGAAGAAGCAGAUGGCGGAACAUAGAGAAGCGGUCAAAAGAACGACUGACUCGAUCAUUAUCGACUGUCUGGUUGGAGAGAAGAGCGGUGCAAGCAGCCGGGAAAGCUUCGAAGACCUGCUCAAGAAGGGGGCGUUAGAGGAAUAUAACAUCAAGGUACCCUUGAAUCGCAACAAUACCCCCGACAUGCCGGGAGUAAUCUUCUCCGACAACAGCCGGGCCAACAUGCCCAAGGUCGAGGACAUCAUGCAGGUGCUGAAGGCGAGCACGGGGGGCAAGAACCGCAAGCAAGAGCAAGAGAUGAAGAUUAAAGACGCGCGGCCGCUGAUCGAAGACAUGGAGAUCGAGAAACGGUUGGACAUGGCGCAGGUGACGAGAGACGCUAUGAAGGCCGUGGAAGAGACGGGAAUCGUCUUCAUCGACGAAAUCGACAAGAUUUGCAACGCGGGCGAGCGGCGAUCCGCGGACGCGAGCGCGGAGGGGGUGCAGCGCGACCUGCUACCCAUGAUCGAGGGGUCGAGCGUGUCGACGAGACACGGCAACAUUGACACGAGCUUCAUCCUCUUCAUCGCCUCGGGGGCCUUCCACUCGUGCAAGCCUAGCGAUAUGCUGGCCGAGCUGCAGGGGCGGCUUCCUAUCCGCGUCCAGCUGAAGGGCCUGAGCGAGGACGACCUGUGCAAGAUCCUAACAGAGCCGAAGAACAACCUAAUCCGCCAGCAAGUGGAAAUCAUGAAAACUGAGGGGGUAGACUUGCGGUUCACGGACGAUGCCAUCCGGGAGAUCGCCCGUGUUGCGGCGUACGUGAACAAGACGGUGGAGAACAUCGGGGCGAGAAGGCUGCACACUGUGCUCGAGCGAAUUGUCGAGACGAUCAGCUUCGACGCCUCUGAGAUGGAGGAGGGCACAGUGGUUUCGGUUGACAUCGACCUGGUGAAGGAGCGAGUCAGUGACAUGCUCGAAGGAUCGGACCUUUCGAAGUUCAUCAUUUGAUGCGGUCUACCAUAUAACUGAUCCAGUCAACCGCUGCCGCCGCUGCUGUGCCUGCUGCCGCCUGCUUCUGUAGAUACUGACCGCCCGUACGUGGUAAUAAAGGACGUACGCGGGAACGAAUACCUUGUGGGGGGGGUGGGUCCGCGAGCGCGUUUUUGUCAAGUUUUAGGGGCUACAUAACGAACUCAUGCCCUUGCAACCAACCAAAGUCAUCGCAAAGCCGGAGCCUGACUAAAUUUGUCGGUACUGGCGCUUGAGGUUUCCCGUUACAAGUGCAGACGAAACUUCACCUGUAUUUGAAAGUGUUUGUUUUAACUUCGUGUUGCGAGUUUUCGCCGUACCGUUCGUGCUUCGCGCUUUGAUGCGCACGUUGCUCAACAGUGAACGAUCAAUGGCACCUCUUGUCCAGCAAGGUUCUGCCACAAAUGGAAGCGGACCGGGCUUGGCGUGUAGUAGGUUCCCUUUGAUUGGUGCUGAUUGUUUCUACACAAACGGUGAUGCUUUAUAGCCGACGACAGUGGUUCGGAUUGCGUGCAAUGGACUGGGACCGCGAGAGGGUGGGGGAUGUGGGGAAGGAUGCAGACCGGGUGGUCAUUGCCACGUGACCUGCGCUCGUCCUCUCGCAUCUUUGGUGGUCAGUAUUAUGUUACUGGCCUGUUUCGAAUGAGUGCAUCGGUUGCCAACGCGAGAUCCGACUGCGGAUGUGGCUUGCUUUGUAAGGCCCUCCGAGUUCUUAACUCAGAAGCUACCCCGCCAUUCUUGUCGAACCUCCCCACGGCUUUGAUGUCCAACCCAACGGUCGUGCAACAGCCCGGGUUGAAAUUUGUCCGGUAGCAUACCUGGAGCUCUUUGGCCGUUUUUGCCCCGACAAUCGGCUUCCAACUGAAGGAUACACCCAUGUCGGGUUAGGCACCCGAACCGAACCCCAUGGUACAAGCUGAGACUCUCACGCGUCUGUGCAAGGGCAGUUUUAACACCGUUGCCAGCCGGUUGAUUGCCGUGGUGGGUUUGCCUGCUUUGUUCAAUGCAAACCCUGAAAAAGUUGAAAUCGUUCUAAGAAAAACAAUGUUGUCUGCGCCACUUCUCAAUCCUCCAGCAGGCCUUAAACUUGUUCGACACCCACCGCAUUACUCUCCACGUACAGGAUUCGCCCUGAACCCGGAGAGAGGUGUUGAAAUACGUGGGGACAUCUUCAUAAUGUGCGUGUGAAGAUAGGAGCGUGAUAUUUCCGAUCCCAUGUUGCCUGGCGCCGGUCAAGGCUCUUCCGCGUCGAGGCUUAUCCAAUUUUAUUGUUUCAUCCAACACGACAGCACACACAGGCGUUCGUCUCUCGCAGCACAAAUCUACUAACUCCAGCGACUUCGCUCUAUGCCCAUUGCCGUCGGUGAAGGAGGGCCCACUCGCGCUUUAGAGCUGACGUGGCCCCCCGAGGCGUACCCUCUCUCCAUUCAAGCGCAAUAGUUUCGCAUCACCAGCGGGAUCCCGCCCGCUCCAUAGCUCUCAGGUCGUUAAGCUUGCACGCAUGCACAGAGAUAGAAGCACAUGAAAAAUACGUUGACGACCCUUUUUAUCCUGCAAGGAACCAUCCCUCUAUUGGAGAACCCGUGAUUACUUCCGGUCGGUUACAACAUUGAGAGAGAGAAAAAAGUGGCCCGGUCGGUUGGUAAACCACUGUGAGAUGUUCUUAUUGUCCGACUCCGACCAAAAUAUCGAUCCCUACAACGCCUUAAGGAUUCGACCCUAUAUAUAGUCUACCACGAGGUACCACACCCACAAAAACGAGACACUCCCACAAAAUACACCCGGUGAGAAAGGAUAUAGUCUACCUGGUAUAUCAAACGAGGAACCGAAAACACCUGUGCUAGGCCGCAUGUAACCACGGGCCCCACGCAGCUGUUACCCCGGUGAUGACACAGCGAUGGUCCUUGAUCCCAAGCGGGCAGGCCCAGCUGGGAACGCAUGCAGCGCACCCUUCUGAGUGCAGGGACACUACCCCGCAUGGCCGAACGUGUCCGAUUUUUUCUCCCCUUUGUUCUCGGCAUAUAUCUACCCUUCUUCCCCUCGCUGCCUCGGGAAGGUUUUGCGUAGGCAUGAUCCAUGAUAGCGAGGGGGGGGGUCUUUCUAGCGAGCAGGGCUAGACUCACCCUCAAGGGACCGAUACCUUCUUGCUGCGGCGCACCCGCCGCGAGGUGUGCGUAGUGGUGGAGUUGGGUCGGCACUGAUGCGUCAGGUCCAAAGGUGCAAGCGCGGGCCUCCAGGCCGUCGGUGUACGCAGCAAUGCCCAUCUCAUCUUUGUGCGCGGAGGCAGACGUCAUCAGAAAGGUGGACGGGCACUAUGUACACGGUCCUUGGUUUGCUAGAGGGAGCUGUAACGUCUCGGUAACCUGGUUUUGCUAUCAAAGGAGGAGGGCACAGGUGGUGACGAGCUGAUUGGGCUGGUUGACCCUUCGGCGCGAGAAUUUUCACACCAAGAAUCCUAAAGUGCAACGCGGGAGAAAGCGAGGAACCGACUGGGAAGGACAGCAACGAGAGCAUGUACGAAGCGGAGCGGGUCGAGUUUGGUCGUGCUAGGACUGGCCACAGCAGCACAGGAGCAGCGGCACCGGAGCAGCGGCACGGAGCAGCGGAACCGGAGCAUGCGGACGGCNUCCUAAAGUGCAACGCGGGAGAAAGCGAGGAACCGACUGGGAAGGACAGCAACGAGAGCAUGUACGAAGCGGAGCGGGUCGAGUUUGGUCGUGCUAGGACUGGCCACAGCAGCACAGGAGCAGCGGCACCGGAGCAGCGGCACGGAGCAGCGGAACCGGAGCAUGCGGACGGCAUCGAACCGUGGCGCACGGACAAACAUUUCUUGUGUUGUCAAUUUUUU
Molecule: messenger RNA, 4584 nt
Organism: Ectocarpus sp. CCAP 1310/34
Lineage: Eukaryota; Phaeophyceae; Ectocarpales; Ectocarpaceae
Source: the annotation of a GenBank genome assembly